GAUGUUUGUAAUGUUGAUCUUUUGUAAAUAGAAAACUCAUUUGUCCAACAGUAUGGUGCCAAAACUCUGCAGAUACUGUUUGUUUUUGCACAAAUAUGAUUCUCUAAUGAGUUGUAAUGAUAAGGAUUAUUCAUCGGCAGCAAACAGAAACACAUUUACCCUAUAAUCAGUGUACUUUUAAUAAUUCUGAUGUCCUUUCGUCUGUCUGACCACAGAUCUGCCUCCACCGACCACAAAGCACCAGCGGACUCUGCCUUCAUGGAGAUAAAGCUGAGUGCAGAGUCGACCGAGCAGAGGACGGCGUCCAGAUGACGGCAGAUGACGUGGUCCAGCUAUGCUGACAUAACAGCGGCUGAUUGGUCAACGACACGUCCCUCCCUCCUCCCUGCCGCCGCCCUCUCGCCGUCCGUCCAGACAUGUUGUUGAGAAGGAAGCUGUGCGUUGCCUUGGUGAUCGCCACCAUCCUCUUCCUCAUGCUCGCCAGUCAGAGCAUCCAGAGGAGACACUUCCUCCCGCUGUCGUUAGCCCCGCCCAACAGCCAUGCCACACCCACCGGCGGGGGCACAGUGGUCAAAGCCACAGCGCCUCCUGCUGUCCGGACCAAUAAGCUGACCCCUCCUCCCAUCGCCAUUAAGCCUGAGGUCAAGGAGGAGGGAGAUAAGGAGGAUAAAGAGGAGGAGCCCAUAGAGAACUCCCAGUACGACCAGAGGCCGUGCAGUUGUCCCGACUCGUGUGUUUCGGAUCUGGACAGGUCGGUCUGGUUCAGCAAGAGAUACGACUCCAAGCAGCAGCCCAUCCUCCAGGAGGCCAACAACAACUUUGACCAGGCUGCACUCACAUGGUGGCUGGCUCUUCAGCGGUCCGGCAACGACCAGACUUUAGAGAAAGUGAUGUCGGAGCUGUUCCGGGUCAUUUCCCCGCCCACUGGGGACUUCAAGCCCCUCCCCUCAAAAUGCCGCAGUUGCGCGGUGGUCGGCAACUCCGGCAACCUGCGGGAUUCGGGAAACGGCGACCUGAUCGACUCUCACGGCUCCGUGAUCCGGAUGAACAAGGCGGUGACCCGAGGAUUCGAGAAGGACGUGGGGAAUCGGACGACGUACCACUUCCUGUACCCGGAGAGCGCGGUGGACGUGGCUCCCGGCGUCAGCCUCGUCCUGCUGCCGUUCAAACUGCGAGACCUGGAGUGGCUGACGAGCGCGUUGUCCACCGGCCACAUCAAAACGACCUACAUGAGGGUUAAAGAUCGAGUGCAGGCCGAUAAAGACAAGGUUCUGGUGGUGAACCCGGAGUUCUUUAAGUACGUUCACGACCGCUGGACCGAGCAUCACGGUCGCUACCCGUCCACCGGCAUGCUGGCCAUCAUCUUCGCUCUGCACACCUGUGACAAGGUGUCGGUGUUCGGCUACGGUGCCGACCAGCUGGGGAACUGGCAUCACUACUGGGAGCAGAACCGCCACGCCGGUGCCUUCAGGAAAACCGGCGUCCACAGCGCCGACUUUGAGACGCAGGUAAUCCACCAACUCGCCAAGGAAGGCAAGAUCAGCCUACACCUGUGACAAAACCACUGACCUGCUGACGGACUGCAGACGAUCCAUCUGCUGCCUGAUGGACUGACCUACAGACCAGCCGACCGGGACGUCCGAGUCCGGCUGCCGUCUGACACUUAACCAAAUCUGAGCCAGUUCUGGACCCUUGUUCUUGGGGAUUUGGAGCGCAAUCAGACCCCUGUGCUUCUACAUCAAUCACUAUGUCUGUCUUAAGGCAGACAUGUAGAUAUGCUGGAUGGAGGAUGCUGUUUAGAUACCAGGAUGACCUGUGGAGGCAGCUGUGGAGCUGAACAUACCGUCUGGGAUUUCCUCCCUCUGCGUGUUUCAGUUGCUCAACAUGAAUCAAAGUGUUUUUUGGGACCUCGACCGACCGUCCUGCCGUCUGCGACUGCUGGGAUCGACCACAACUAACUUUGCUCUGAGCGGGAAACAACCACAGACUUUUUAUAUCUUUUGUUUUUAUCGGAUUUUAUAGACAUUUUACAGGGAUAACCUCUUUAUUUUUAAUAAAAAGCACUUUGUCCUGAAGAAGAAGUGGUGGGAAGAUGCCAUAUUGUUGCUUCGCUGUCCGACCACAUCAGAAGACUUCUUGUAUUUUAUAUCGUUUAUAAUCCAUCCAUUUAUCCGUCCUGAUCGAGAUGAUCCUGACAGACUGGAAUCAGAACUUUUUUUCUGCUCGUCUAUUUUUGGAAGCCAACGGCGCUUCCUGUCGACCAUAUAUGGAGAGUGGGAGGAGUCUGUGUCUGGUUCUCAAGUGUUUCCAUGAUGAUUCAACAGUCUGCGCUUGGGAUGGGUUAAUCGAUAAUUAGUAUUCACUACCUAGGCGAUUAAAACGAAUUAACCAGUAACGCGGCACCAGAUGGAGGCUCUUACGGUUUAAGAUGGACGACUGCAGCGUUUCGUUUGUUGUGUUUAGGACUGCAAAAUUGUCUUGACUGAUAAUCUGCAGGGUUAUGAAGCGAUAACUUGUUAACUGAUAACACAAGUUGAGUGCAGUAGACAUUGUUCAUAAGCCUGUACUGCAAAAUAACUAUGAGCCAAGACAGCAGCUCAGUUACGUGUUACUGAGCUGGUCUUAAAUAUCUGGGCUAUGAAGCGUCAGAAGUCUUUGUCGUGGUGCCCAUUGCUAGCUAAACUACCACAAUGCUUUCUGAACUUUUUGCAGUCUGAGUGACCACUUCCUCUGGUUGCUAAAGCAUUAAACAGCAACAGGCUCCACCUGCUGUAGCAACCAGGUACUACAACUAAUCCACAGCACAUUCCCUGAAAUAUCUUUUAUCAGUUAAAUUAUUAACAGUGAAUAAUCCUCAACACCUCUAGGAGCGACAUAAGGAGAUUGGGAAGCAGUGAGCGUUGUGGAGGUUUAGCCGGGGGUUGGGCCACCAUGACCAAGACUCCUGUGAUGGUUGAUGACAUCCAACCAGAGUCUAGUAGGGCGGCUUUGGUUUAUGGCUGGUGUAACCCAGGAUUCAUGGAAUAACGGCUGCUGUACGUCAUUCACAUUCAUAAUUGAUCGAUUAUUGAUUAAUAAUUGUCAACUAUCGACUAAGGAAACUUAAAAUAGGAACAAUUUAUUUUACAGGAAUCUUGAUUUAGUAGGACGUGUGUUUUUUCUAAUCAGUUUUCUAGCUGUAGCAGUCGGUAACAUUCACAGCGAGCAGUAAAAAGUCAAACUGUGACUCGGUCAGUGGAGCUGCAGACUGUUGAACUUCAUGGACAGAUGCGACGCCUUCUUCCGAACCACAAACAUGAAGGAGACCACGCACGACUUCAACUCAAGAUUUAUUUUGUAACAAAAACUUAACAAAGUCAUACAAUCAGUAACAUCACCAGUGUGCGCAGUGAACGGACGAGUGGAAGAUGCAGUGCAAUCGUACUCACAGUCCAACCAAAAAAUAACCAUUGGAACGGAGAGAGACUGGAAAGUCCAGCAGGUGGCAGCUGGGAGACGACACACCUGUACUGUGAAUGUACAAAAAACUGUUGCUGAUUGUCAAUCACAGUCGUCUGAAUGUUAGUGGCUUCGUUUAUUCUGAGAGGAGUUUCAGGGCGUUUUCACACCGACUCUGUUUGUACAGUCAGACAGUUGCAGGACUGCUGCAUGAAGUGUGUCUUGGCGGCGUGCAGCAUGUGUGAGCGGUACCUUCACUGAGUCAGGAUGUCGUAGGACGUUGUUAUACCAACAUCAGGACUGGAGUUAAACAUGUUGUUGUGACCACUGACAGCUGGACGUGAUCCAACCUUCAUAUGGAGGAUCGUCAUGGU
Stegastes partitus (bicolor damselfish) is the source of this 3812-nucleotide messenger RNA. RefSeq names its product ST3 beta-galactoside alpha-2,3-sialyltransferase 8 (gene st3gal8). Gene Ontology annotation, cellular component: membrane. NCBI's taxonomy places the organism in Eukaryota, Metazoa, Chordata, Actinopteri, Pomacentridae. Gene Ontology annotation, molecular function: beta-galactoside (CMP) alpha-2,3-sialyltransferase activity. The transcript is spliced from 8 exons. The coding region runs from base 417 to 1556 and encodes 379 amino acids. Gene Ontology annotation, biological process: sialylation. The record is from RefSeq and is a predicted model, not a curated record.